AUGGUAGCUGGAGUGCUCCAUGUAGCCAGUGCCUUUGUCUGCCCUCGCAUUCCAUCGGGAAGGCAAGUGCCAGGCAAACUGCAGGACGAGCAGCACCAGAGGCUCACCAGCCUCACUCCAGCGCAAUGCACUAAAGAACAUACAGUAAGGAGAGCCCUGGUGGAUCAAGCCAGUGAUCUAUCGAGUGCACUGUCCAGCGGAGCAGUGGAAAACGCGCAAAGACCCGGGACAGUCGGGCGCCGCGGCCAGCGGGUUCAGAAGCCCAGAAGUCGUCGGCUGAGCGCGCUCAAGCGCUUGCAAGGCUCCCCUGCUGCUCCUUGCCGUCGGGCAGGUUUCCCCCUCCGCGGGUUACGCUCUCGAAGGCGCCCACCGGUAGCAGCUUCCCCUUCCUCCGCCUCCUGCUCCUGGGGCUGGGGGCUUUCCCCGGCCGGCGGGGCGGAGCUUCCCAGGGCCCCACCCAGCGGCCGCGCCUGCAAAAGUUGCAGCCUGAAGCGGCAACAGCAACAGCCCGGAGAUCAGGAGAAGUUCUUCGGAGAGAGCCGCUGCUGCGCCACCACCAGCCCCAACGUCACCAUGUCAACCAGUGGCCCCUCAGGGGCUGCCUCUGCCCCAGGCAGCAACCGGCUUCACCAAACCCAGAACCAGGUGGAUGAGGUGGUGGAUAUCAUGAGAGUCAACGUGGACAAGGUUUUGGAAAGGGAUGAGAAGCUGUCCGUGCUGGAUGACCGCGUGGAUGCCCUGCAAGCCGGAGCUGCCCAGUUUGAGACAAACGCUGCCAAGCUGAAGAGGAAGUACUGGUGGAAGAAUUGCAAGAUGUGGGCCAUUCUGAUUGCAGUGGUGGUCGUUCUCUUAAUCAUCAUCAUCAUUUGGAGUGUGUCCUCAUGAGCCGUUUGAGGAAACCCUGGAACUUGAAGCAGUUUUCAACAAGAGACACCAGUCUCCUCCAUACCAAGCUUUCCUACGGGUGCACAAAUCAAACGUUUAUUUUGGAUAGAAAUGUUAACUCUGUAGCCUGUAGACAAAUGUGCCUUUAUUCAAAUGAUGCGCUUCAACUUGUAAAUGCUGUUGCAGUUGGCUGAGACUGCUAAGACCUGUAUGAGUGAGGGCGAAACAUCUUAAGGCUUGGGGGCAUCAUGAUCUAUACUGAAGCUGUGAGUUUCUGUGUGGGGUUUCAUAGAUCAUGGGUAUUUUUUUAAAUCUGUUUCACCUCCUAUACCUGGACAGGGAAGGACACUAGCUUUCAUUUGUGCUUUCUGGAGGAAUUUUUUUCUCUUGUGCCAUUUUGGAGUCAUUGUUGCCUUAAUUAGAUAAUAUCUCCUGAUCUGGUGGGGAGCAACCAUGAAAAUUUCACACUCCAAGCACUUAAGUGCCAAUACACCCUUUGCAGUAUUUGGGACAAAACACUGUGCUUUCUGCUCUUCUUAUAGUAAGCUGCUGUUCCCCUUUUGCCUGGACCCGAACAAAUAUUAUAAAAGUAUUUUUGAAAACUUAUUUCUGGUUGAAUUUAACUAACGUUUCGGCAUUGGAGGUUCUGGCAAAACUAAAACCGGCAAGAAAGGCUUCCUCAACAUACCAGCAGAAUAUAUUAUCUGUUGGGGAAAUGAGGAUCAAAAGCAACCUUGAAAGUACUUUUGACUUGCAUCUCAUGUUGCUUAGGGUGGCCCAUGCCGAUUGCGUGCCUUCUGGGUGAUUCACUUUCGCUUCCCACCCAUCCCCUUGCACCCUUCGCACAACACCCCACCCCUUUGGGUCUUCUGUUCUCCUUGUGGCCCUCUGCGAAAACUGCAUAUAUGAAUGAGACCGGGUCUGUACUGUUUACCAGCAUUGCCAAACACGUAGUCCUCGGUUCCUUGCUGAUCCCCCCCCCUUUUUUUACAUAAUUGUUGUGCAAAUUGCUAGAAAACUAGAGUUUUAAAGGGGUAGUGAAGAUGAAUGAAGAAUAGGUUGGUCUGCCUUAAAGAACUCCAAGCAAAAUCCAAAUUGGCAGGCACUUUAUAAGGAGUCUUUUUCUUGAAACUUGUCCUGCGAUAGUUAUUAACCUGCUAGUUUUAAGGGGAAGGUGGAAUAUACGCCGGGAAUAUAAGAAUUAUGGUAAUGAUUUCGAAAAUGUUUGAUUAUUCAUGUGUUAUCAAUCCUCUUACUGUAUAAAAUGUUAUUAAAACAUUUCUUUAAACUUCAAGCUUAACCAAACACUGGAUGUGAAUUUUGCCUUGUAAGACUUGCCAGUGCCUUGACUGAAAUCCAGCCUUGUUUUGUGUAUGUGUGUGUAUGUCUUGGCCAGGGCACAAAGCUUCACACAACUUCCUGGCAUUAUUAACAGGGCAAAGAGAAGCCUUCUUUGCAACUGCUUAAUAAAAAGUGGAUUAUAAGUCG
Zootoca vivipara (common lizard) is the source of this 2373-nucleotide messenger RNA. The record is from RefSeq and is a predicted model, not a curated record. NCBI's taxonomy places the organism in Eukaryota, Metazoa, Chordata, Lepidosauria, Squamata, Lacertidae.